This is a messenger RNA of Procambarus clarkii (red swamp crayfish), 474 nucleotides long. NCBI's taxonomy places the organism in Eukaryota, Metazoa, Arthropoda, Malacostraca, Decapoda, Cambaridae. The record is from RefSeq and is a predicted model, not a curated record.
AUGACACCGCCGGCAGAAGACAGCCCCCAACAUCACACCGCCCCAGAAGACAGCCCCCAACAUCACACCGCCGGCAGAAGACAGCCCCCAACAUCACACCGCCCCAGAAGACAGCCCCCAACAUCACACCGCCCCAGAAGACAGCCCCCAACAUCACACCGCCGGCAGAAGACAGCCCCCAACAUCACACCGCCCCAGAAGACAGCCCCCAACAUCACACCGCCCCAGAAGACAGCCCCCAACAUCACACCGCCGGCAGAAGACAGCCCCCAACAUCACACCGCCCCAGAAGACAGCCCCCAACAUCACACCGCCCCAGAAGACAGCCCCCAACAUCACACCGCCCCAGAAGACAGCCCCCAACAUCUGAGAGACUACAACUGGCUUCUGUAUUCUCUGCUCCUUCUUCACGGACUUUGGGCUCGCCCGUCAUCGGCUCAAAAACUUCAGUGUAAGGCCCAAGACUCAAGGUGA